AAAACAUAGCUGCGGAGCGGCCGGCAGCGGGAGAGAAGUUACCGCUUCUCCUGCUUUCGCUCAACAAACGACAGGCGAUUCCUGGAGCAAGCCGUCCUCCAUCAUGAAAGUCUUGGAUCGACACUGAGCACGCUCCGUGUUCUACAAGCCGCCAGCUAUCGGCCGUUCGAACCAUGCCUGAAGAUUAGAGCCGCUCUCCUCGCCCACGACCCGCGACCUCCCCGAUCCUGUCCUCCCCCCCCUCCCCCAGAUCAUCGGCCCCUCCGAGACGCACCGGGACCAUGCCCCUGCACCCGAGAACGGCCCCCACCUAGUCCCCAUGCGUCCCGUGAGCGGAGAUUCGUCCGGCGCCGCCCCUCCUCCUCCCGAGAGCGUAUCGUCCCUGGGCUCGCUGCCCCCGUCCGACAUGUCCCUUCUUCAGAGCCUGGACCCGGUGCAGAGCUGGCUGGGCCAGGAGCUGGAGAAAUGCGGCAUCGACGCCAUGAUCUACACCCGAUACGUCCUCAGUCUCCUGCUGCACGACAGCUACGACUACGACCUGCAGGACCAGGAGAACGACAUCUUCCUGGGUUGGGAGAAGGGAGCCGGGAAGAAAUGGGGGAAGAGCAGGAGGAAAGGAGGGACGGACCUGAGUCUGGAGGAGAUGAAGAAGCAAGCCGCCGUGCAGUGCCUGCGUUCUGCUUCUGAUGAGAACUCCGGAAUCGAAAGCUUGGUUGAGGAGCUUUGCUCCAAGCUCAAGGACAUUCAGAACAAGCAAAAAGAAAAAGAAAAGCAAGCAACAAAGAAAUCUGAUGAAUCUCGGUCUCCUGAAUUAGCUGAAUCACCUUCUUCUAAAGACCAGGUGGAAAUGUACUACGAAGCCUUUCCACCUCUGUCAGAGAAACCCGUCUGUCUUCAGGAGAUCAUGACCGUGUGGAACAAGGCUAAAGCGUGCACCUCGUCCGCUGCUCCUCAAACAAGCGCCGACCCCUUCUCCCCGAAAGACUGCACCAGCGAAGGCGAAGUCUUCAGGGACAGAGCGCCCAAUUCGACGGCCGAAAAGGCUCAGCAGCGGCGCAGCAAGAAAGAAAAGGAGAACCGAUACCACGCCGGUGCGACCGGGGCUUGCGGCGAACAGCCCGCUUCUCAAAACAAGAAGCAGACUAGGAACCGAUCCGAUCUGGGCCACCGUCCCCGUUCCUGGUCCUCCGGCUCCAGCGAGGGCGGGUCGAGCUCCAGCGGGAACGCGGGCGACGUCAAAUCCUCGAAAGGAGCCCGGGUCAGGAACAGGUCUCGCGAAGUGGGCAGCAGGAGCAAGAAAGGAAGGAACAACGGGCAGGUCAAGUUGGCUCUAAAGGCCAUCGAGAAGGAAGAGCGCAGAAACGAAGGCGCGUCGAAGCAGCACUACACGAAGAAAGGCAAGAAGCCGUUCAGGGAGCUUCGUAAAGAUCCCGGCUGGGCCGACCUGAACGAGUCCGGAGAAGAACCCGGUAACAAUAAGGAAUACAUGGAAGAGCCUCUUUGGUACACUGAGCCUAUCUCUGAGUAUUUCGUCCCCUUCAGCUGGAGCAAACUGGAGACGAAGUACCGAAGCAAACCAGACUCUCCCAGCGAACUGUCGACACCCAUGAACACGGACGGUCCGUCGAGGGUGCAAGGCAUCUGCCUCGCCGACUUUUCCUUUCAAAGGGCGUACCUCGCAGCGGGUACUUUCGUGGACGGGCACUUCGUGGAGGCGCCCGACGAAGACGCGGAGGAGGAGGUCGCCGGACUGAACGGGACCUCGAGCUGCCCUCUCCCGGAGGAUUGUAAAGAUUUAGAUGACGAGCAUCUGUCCGAAUUCACUCACUUCUAUGAAGUCGAUAUUUAUCAAUCCAUAUUGGAUCCCAGUGCCUCGGACGCGGUAACAGAGAGUCGCAUCUUGAACAUAAUUCGGCAAAAAAGCAGCGAGCCGAGAGACCCCGAGGCAGGGUGUCGAAUAGUCCUAGACGGCUUCGAGCUACAGGGAGAAAGUGCAAUAAGGGUGGAGUCUGCGGGAGCUCCGGGGGACGACGUGAUCCUUACACAGGACAUGGAAAACAUCGCUCAGAUUGCUGAGUGCUGCUUAUCGUCCGGUUCCGAGAACCUAGAGCGAGAGAGCUGUUCAGACUCCCCAGUCAGGUUCUCGCCGGUGUUUGGGGGAGUACCGUUCAACGCGAGCUUGCUUCCCGGCGCCUUCGACGAGCCUCACCUCCAAGACCCCAACGAAAGCACGCCGACCCUAAACCCCUGCUUCUCGCUCUUCGAGCUGCGAUGCGAAAGCUCCCCCCUCAGCGCCUUCACCUUUCCCGGCGACUCCCUCGCGUCGAACGCAGAUCCGAGCGGCACUCUAGAUCCGCUCGGAAUCAAACAGUCUCGCUUGCUAAUCUGGACCAAAAACAGUGCCUUCGAAGAGAGCGAACACUGCUCGAACCUGUCGACGAGAACCUGCAGUCCGUGGUCGCACUCCGAGGAGACGCGCUCGGACAUCGAGCAGACCGCCGGCCAGGCGGACGAGUCGGCUCAGGUCGGCGGCGAAGACGUCGGCUGCGCGAUCCCUCGGAUCCCGGCCUCGUACCUGGAGGAGGAGUUCCUGGAUUUCUUGCAGGAGGGUCCAAGUAACCAGCAAGACGAUUUAAAUCUAGGCGCGGUGUCCAGUCAGAACCCUAACAAGGUCUCUAAACUGGAGUCCAUCUGCGGCAUUGCUCUAGAGCAGGACGACGGGGAGCAGUACAACCCGGUCUCGUUUCCAGACGACACCGGUCAACAAAGCGAAGAUUACAGCUCAGGAAUGAUCAAAGAUAUCUGGACGGCCAUCGGGGAACGCGACAGCGUCGACAAAGCGGAGGAUCGCUUGUUUUCGGAGGAGGCGCCCGGCUACCAGUGUGGCCGUGGCGAUAGCGAGAUAAAAGAGCCCAUUCAGAAGAAAGCCGUGCAGAGGUCCGAGUAUCACUUGUGGGAGGGUCAGAACGAGGCCAAAAAAGUCAGUAAGGUCGACGGAGGCGACUACGCGACGCCCGCCAGGCCUUGGAACGCCGAGUCGGACAAGGAGAGCACGUCGUUUAUUCUCGGAGGAGUGUACGGGGAGCUGAAGAACCUAAGCGGUGACAAGGAGUGGACCGUGGAUCCACCCAUCAACUCCUGCGGGAAUCUGCUGCAGUGCGCGUCGGCGUCCUCGUCCGAUGUGGUCACCAUCGCAGGCACGGAUGUGUUCAUGAACACGGCUAGUUGCUUCGCUCCCGGCCACAAACCAUUGUGGAGACCUUUGGUAUCGUUUGGGCAGAACGGCCAAGCUGCCAAAGGAGCCGGGGAAGGACUGAACCGGGGGUUUUCUUUUAUCUUCCAUGAAGAUUUACUCGGAUCUUGUGGCGGCUACCGCGGGGACGAGCAGGGACUCGAUUAUACGUUCUCGUCCUUGGACCUGAACAACCCUUUCUCCCAAGUCUUGCAUGUCGAGUGCUCAUUCGAACCCGAGGACAUGGCCUCGUUCAGUCCAGGAUUCAAGCCCAAGUCCAUCUUGUGCUCCGAUUCGGACGCCGAGCCCUUCAGCCCACGGUUUUACGGCAUCAACCACACCCAGUACCGGGCCAUCCGCAUAUCCCCGAGGACUCACUUCCGCCCGAUCUCCACCUCCGAACUUUCUCCGGGUUGGUGCAGCGCGUCGGACGCCGAGUCCGAAAAAGAGGAACUGAGUCUUCCCGUUUCCGAUCAGACGGACGUCUUCGACGACCCGCAGGCCGACCUCAAGCCCCUGGAAGAGGACGCGGAGUGCGAGGGUCCUUAUUACGGCAAGUCCGAACUGGAAUCCGGGAAAUUCCUACCCAGGUUGAAGAAGUCGGGCAUGGAGAAGAGUGCCCAGACCUCGCUGGAUUCACAGGAAGGUGGUGGCACCUCCCUGCCAGCUUCCGUGGAACCUGAGAUUUGCUUAGACUGUGAAAACGCAGGAGUGCCCACGGCUGGGUCGGCGGCUGGGUCGGCGGCUGGGUCGGCAGCGAGCUCUUACGUCGAGGCGCCUCCGGAUACCCUUCAGAAAGAGGAGUCCUGCCCCGAAAGAGAGGCUUGCCGGUGUGCAGGGGUGGGGCAGCUUCUGGAAUUUGGGAAAUCGUAUGACGUGGUUGAAGAUUUGCAUGAGUUUCCCCUGUUGAGUUUUGGAGAAGGGGGUGUGACGAGUACCCAGCUGGAGGACUGCUGGUGGCAGAACACCUUCUGUUCCUCCAUGUUCUCAGGAUCUCGCUGCACUGAGAGCAGUAACAUAUGAACUCACUGCUCAGCGCAGAGGAACCUGAUCUUUACAUUCAACCCAGAGGAGGAGGAGGAGGAUCUUCAUCACUCAGUACAGCAGACCUCUUCACCUGACCUCACAUCUUUAUUUGUGUUUUUUUUUUUUUUUCUUUACCCCGGCCCCGCCCUCCAGCGGGCCCCGCCCUCUAUAGUCACAGCCGAGUGAGCGGAGGGCGAGUGGAUUAUCUGAGUGAGGGUCUGUUUAUCAUUAUCCAUCAGUUUGAAGUGUGUGUGUGUGUGUGUGUGUGUGUGUGUGUGUGUCGGUGAUGAGCGUUUCCUUUCGAAGCCCCUCGAAGUUUCUUUUCUGUCUGUUUUUUUACGCCCUGGCGUCGCGCUAGCGUCACUCCUCAACCGUUACGACGAUGAUGAUUAGCGAGGGGGGAAUAAAACACAACCCAGACUGCAUCAGCUCACCACUCUUCCACCAGCAGUUCCUCUUCUCCUGGACGAGCGCUUCACGCUCUCCCAUUUUACGCUGAGGUUAAAAUAGGAAGUCGUUUGAUUCGUCUGACGGAGCGUUUUCCCCCCCAAGGGAGCAAAACAUUGAAAUAAAUGAACGCCGCGAUUACAGGAUGUGUGUUUAGAAAUUAAAUAUAGUUUUUGAUAAUUAAUAAUUCUUUAUGGAGCGUUCUUCUCCUCUUCUUUCUUUGGUCGUCGCUGCCACCCCCACCCCGAUCGUGGAGGGCUGAGGCUGUCCCUCAUUUUACCUGCUGGGGGCGUGGUCUUACCUCGACCAGCCAGCAGAGGUCGCACUUGCACCGGCGACGAGGAACCCUGUUUCAGCCGUCGUCCCUCCCCCUACAGCCACCGCUAUAGUCAUGUCUCUGAUGAGUCAGAUUGGGGUUCUGAUGGCACAGUUUGAGUUCUGACGAGUCAGAGUCAGGUUCUGAUGAGUCAGACUGUUGUUCCAUUAGCACAGUUUACACAGUUUAAAUUCUGAUGAGUCAGAGUCAGGUUCUGAUGAGUCAGGUUCUGAUGAGUCAGGUUCUGAUGAGUCAGGUUCUGAUGAGUCAGAUUAUGUUUCUGUUAGCACAGUUGGAGUUCUGAUGAGUCAGAUUCUACUUCCGAUAGCACAGUUUGAGUUCUGAUGAGUCAGAUUCUGGUUCUGAUGGCACAGAUGUUCUGAUGAGUCAGAUUCUGGUUCUGAUGGCACAGAUGUUCUGAUGAGUCAGAUUCUGGUUCUGAUGGCACAGAUGUUCUGAUGAGUCAGAUUCUGGUUCUGAUGAGUCAGAUUCUGUUUCUGAUGGCACAGAUGUUCUGAUGAGUCAGAUUCUGGUUCUGAUGGCACAGAUGUUCUGAUGAGUCAGAUUCUGGUUCUGAUGGCACAGAUGUUCUGAUGAGUCAGAUUCUGGUUAUGAUGAGUCAGAUUCUGUUUCUGAUGGCACGGUUGUUCUGAUGAGUCAGAUUCUGGUUCUGACGAGUCAGAUUCUGUUUCUGUUAGCACAGUUGGAGUUCUGAUGAAUCAGAUUGUGGUUCCGAUGAGUCAGAUUGUGGUUCCGAUAGCACAGUUUGAGUUCUUAUGAGUCAGAUUGUGGUUCUGUGAAGGGCUGAGACUGUCCCUCAUUUUACCCGCUGGGGGCGUGGUCUCGCCUCGACCAGCCAGCAGAGGUCGCACUUGCACCAGCGACGAGGAACCCUGUUUCAGCCGUCGUCCCUCCCCCUACAGACACAGCCACCGCUAUAGUCGUGUCUCUGUGUGGGCGCCCGACCGGCUCAUAGCAAUGAGAGAACUGAACCAGUUCUGGUGGAAACGGGGACGAAAGCGUCUUUUGCUUCAGUGCGGAAAUGUUUUGUAUUAUUAAUAAUAAAAUAAAAUGGGUUUAAAAUGAUAAAAAUAGAAAUAAAUAAUAAUCGGAGGAACUUCUCUCGCCCGCCUGGACGCUCGGUUUGUGUGCUGGAAAAUGUUCGAGCUUCGUGAUUCAGAAAACUGGUUUUAUUUCUGAACGUUUCCGAGGUGAGAAGAGUUUUGAGUUCAGACUGUCGAUGCUCAUGUUUAAAAAAUAAAAAAAAAGAUAUAAAUCUAUAUAAUUAUUAUAAUUAUUUAUUUUUUAAAGAAGUCUAUACGUGUACAGAACUAGUUAUAGUUAAUAGUUACUAGUUUCAUUUUUUGUUUAUUCCGGUCUUGGCUGAUUGGUGGAGGGCCGAGGCUGUGCAUGUAGCUAGCCACUUCUUUUCCCCUGGCAGGGGCGUGGUCUCACAAGCACCAGUGAUCGACCCUCCUUCUACAGACACUCGGCCAAUCUCUGUAGGCGCCCGACCGGCUGAUAGCACAGCUCUAGCUUGAGAUCUCGGCCCUGGUGCCACCCCAGUGCCCCCCCGGACUAGGACACCAAGACGGAACCGAGUGACCGAUGGUCCGGUCAUCUCUCUGGUGGAUUUUGCGUCCUUAAUCUUCCCCACGUUUUUUAACACUAGGUUCGACGCGAUCAAAAGUAUCUGGACCACGUCUCAUUCCAGAGCCGUCUGCAUUAAUACGGAGCUGAAAGGUGUCUGUGGGGGGAGUUAGCAGUGGCGUCCACAUACUUUCGGCUGAUCGUGUAGCCUGGACAGAAUAGAUAAAGCCGAGUGGCUACGUUUAAUGUAAUAAUAAUAAAAUAAACUUUAUUUAAUAAAAUGUUGAGGUCUAUCAACAUUUCUUCAGAGAAAGCGGACCAACGAUGUCACUGCGUCUAGGGGCCCAAGGGCCUCACCCAGGGGCCCAACAGUGGCGGCUCGGCACAAUCGCGUUUCAUUCGCACUCUGUGCAUGUGGUAGAACGAUGACGCCUGCCGUGUUUUUAUUCGCGAGCCAGUCCACUCCUGCUCUGACCGAGGAGAGCCACACUACGCUCUCAGAGAAUCGCCCACCCCCAGCAGAGGUCGCAUCCUGUAUCGACGUUCGGGAACCCGUUCGACCCUCCCUCUUCCCCUUCAUCAGACACGGACAGGCCGAUAGGACCGCUCUGAUUUUCCGGAGACGCCGCACGGCCUAAAGUAUUCGGACGCCGCUACAACAGCAGCCGCUCGUCCGAGAAGUGUCUGUGUGUGGGAAUUUGUGCCCCGUUCGGUCAGUUUGGCAGACGAGAGAAGCUCCAGUUUGAGUGGUGCUGAGGUCAGGGCUCUGUGCAGGAUGCUGGAGUUUCUUCAUGUCUUUGUAGAGCUCAGAUUCGGUGAUCAGAAAGGGCGUCCCGAUACUUUUGACCACUCGCAGUGACGUCAUUGGUCUGUUUUAUUUUUUUAUGAUUAAAUCUCUGGUAUUACAACUUUUCCUGCGUAACAGCUUCCUUUAAAGAGAAGGUACAUAUAUAUAAAUAUAAAUAAAUAUAUAUAAAUAUAAAAAAAUGUAUUUUUUUAGGUCUGGAAGAGUCUCUGAUUCCGAUUGGCUGUUUUGCAGUGACACGUUUAUUUUUGCAUUAUAAGAGAAGUCCAGGAUUGCGCUUUGGUAGGUGCGUGUGUGUGUGUGUGUAAAAUAAGUAGAUAUUUUGAUUAUAAUGCUAAUAUUUAUCACUACAGUCACCAGCUCGUUAUACCACGACUGUCUGAUACCUGCCGUCUGAGCCGCUCCACCCCUAAAUUAGUGAACGCUUUAGUAUGGGGGUGAGGUUCCAGUUCCUACAUCCCAGUGCAGAAUCCAAACCAAGCGAGACCCUCAUGAGUCGCCCAUUCACCAUCAAUAAUUACACUUAAAUAUCGGACAGCCCUGCACGUUUAUACCAAUGAUCCAGCAUCGGCGCAUUAGUGGAGUUUUUAAGCCUGGUUCACGCUUCAUUUCCAACCGUCUUGACGUGCUGGAUCAGUAUCGGUUUUAUAACGACCCUUGAAUCGGGAUGAAUCGGGACGCACCCCUUCCCUAAAGUCAAAGACUGCACACUUACACCAGUGAUCCAGCACCGGCGCAUUAGUGGAGCGUUUGAGUCUGGUUCUGAUCCAGCACCGGCGCAUUAAUCGAGCGUUUGAGUCUGGUUUAUGCUUCAUUCAAGGGUGCUGGAUCAGUAUCGGUUUUAUAACAACACUUACAUUGGGACGAAUCGGGGCGCCCCCCUUCCCCAAGUCAAAGACUGCAAUGAUCCAGCACCGGCGCAUUAAUCGAGUGUUUAAGUCUGGUUCAUGCUUCAUUCGAAGGUGCUGGAUCAGUAUCGGUUUUAUAAAGACAUUUAAAUCGGGACGCCCCUAAAGUCAAAGACUGCACAUUUACACCAAUGAUCCAGCACCGGCGCAUUAGUGGAGCGUUUGAGGCUGGUUCUGAUCCAGCACCGGCGCAUUAAUCGAGCGUUUGAGUCUGGUUUAUGCUUCAUUCGAAGGUGCUGGAUCAGUAUCGGUUUUAUAACAACACUUACAUUGGGACGAAUCGGGACGCCCCCCUUCCCCAAGUCAAAGACUGCAGUGAUCCAGCACCGGCGCAUUAAUCGAGCGUUCUCGCCUGGUUAGAGCUUCAUUCGAAGGUGGUUGGAAUUUCAUAGCCGAUUGUGCCUUUGUGGACACCCGGCCAGGUCGACAGCACCGCCAGGGUCCAGGAGGUCACAGCCAACUACGUGCUUUAUCAGAACGUCCUGUCCCCUGUGUCGAGGGGGGUACUUGUGGCACACCAGACCCGGCCGCGUUCGAGCACCCGCGCAUCGUCGUUUAGACCCUUAAAGGGAAGAACACUACCACCUCACUACCAGCCUAAGUUUGUGCUCUGUUAAAAUUGGGACGGUUCCGUUUUCUCACCCCGCUUCGUGUCGAGAAUCUUUAGGGGUUGGAACCCCGUCCAGAAUGAAGCGUAAACCAGCGCGACACGUCUUGGCUGAUAUACAGGGGGGGGGGUAUUAAGUGCGUUUAACCCUAGUGCUUGUUUAUUCAAGAAUAAAUAUGAACUCUUGGAUGGUUUCAUUAGUUUUGGGACGCCUGUAGCCUGGAUUUGUUUAGUGAGGGCGCCUCCUGGUGGGUGCAGCGGGUUAAUGCAGGAGAUUGGUCAAUAAAACACUCAGCUACGUUUAUUAUUAAACCUGAACAGACGGUACUCAUAUUUAAAACUGUGAUUAUAAAACAUUAUUAAUGAGUUAUUGUUGUUGUUUUCGGUCUAUACGGCUAAAUAAGAGACCUCGUGAAGCUUAUCGAUCGAUACGCUCGUUAAGACGAGUAAUAUUGUAGUAAUUGGACAUCACAGCCUUGCUCAAAACUCAAAAAAAAAAAAAGUUCAUUAUUUUCUUUUGACGUGUGAGUGAGUGUGUGUUCAUGUCAGUCGUCUAGAAUAAAUCUCUUGGGAGCGUUGAGUGUUAGUAUGGGAUGUUGGGAGACCCUGAUGUAUCUACAUGUGUCGUUUGUGUGUGAGAUUGGAUCAGUAUAUUAGAUUUAAUCAUCUCUUCAUGGGUUUUGUUUUUUUUUUGUUUUUUUUAAUGGUGUGUCGGAAGCGCCGCGCCCUCCCAGUGGAGGAUCCCAGUUUGAAGCACCGAGUUCUGACUUCCGCGUUCGAUUCUCGUCCCUUCCCGUCGUUUAUUUCAGUCCCUUCAUCUCUCGACCCGUGUUCAUCACCUCGCCGCCUCGGUGCCACCAAAACCAAACAUUAAAAAAACCGCGGUAACAUAGAGUUCUAAUUCCAUGUAAAUCUCCAGCAAAAGGCUUCGUUCCAUUGUUGAGUUUCUGAAUCUAAUAAAGGAUUGACUAUUC
Trichomycterus rosablanca is the source of this 9905-nucleotide messenger RNA. Its product is annotated as KIAA0232 ortholog. The coding region runs from base 320 to 4255 and encodes 1311 amino acids. The record is from RefSeq and is a predicted model, not a curated record. The transcript is spliced from 8 exons. Lineage: Eukaryota; Metazoa; Chordata; Actinopteri; Siluriformes; Trichomycteridae.